Messenger RNA from Hirundo rustica (Barn swallow), 1963 nucleotides. RefSeq names its product transmembrane protein 132E (gene TMEM132E). The transcript is spliced from 4 exons. The record is from RefSeq and is a predicted model, not a curated record. Lineage: Eukaryota; Metazoa; Chordata; Aves; Passeriformes; Hirundinidae. Bases 161 to 1954 code for a protein of 597 amino acids.
GACAUUUUGUAUGAUGGACACGGAUCUGUGGAUCUGUGCCUCAGGAGCACCUGGGUGAGGAGACACUUUGCAUGGUAGAUGUGGGGUGUGGAUCUCUCUCAGAGCAGGAUCUCCGGGAGGGUGCCCAACCCUGCUCCAGGGGCUGGCAUGAGCUGGAUUGAUGCUAGGUGACCUUCUGCUCUUCCAGCCUCCUGCCAGGAUCUCAGCUGUGCCCACAGGACCAUUCCCACCCUCUCUUGUCCCACAGGUUUCUAGCAGCUGCGACUACGUCUUUGUCAGCGGGAAGGAGUCGCGGGGCUCCAUGAGUGCCCGGGUCACCUUCACCUACGAGCACCUGUCGGCCCCGCUGGAGAUGACGGUGUGGGUGCCCAAACUGCCCCUGCACAUCGAGCUCUCGGACGCCCGGCUGAGCCAAGUCAAGGGCUGGAGGGUGCCCAUCCUGCCGGACAGGAGGUCGGCGCGGGACAGCGAGCACGAGGAGGACGAGGACGAGCGGAGGCAGAGCCGGGGCUGUGCCCUGCAGUACCAGCACUCCACGCUGCAGGUCUUCACCCAGUUCCACACCACGGCGGCCGAGGGCACGGGCCAGGUGGUCACCAUGCUGGGCCCGGACUGGCUGGUGGAGGUCACCGACCUGGUCAGCGACUUCAUGCGCGUGGACGACCCGCGGGUGGCCCACAUGGUGGACAGCUCCACGCUGGCUGGGCGGGAGCCGGGCACCACCCUCUUCAAGGUGGUGUCCCCGCUGGUGGAGGCGGUGCUGGGCGAGACGCUGGUGAUGGUGGCGGAGGAGAAGGUCAGCAUCACGGACCUGAAGGCCCAGGUGGUCUCCAGCCUCUCGCUGUCCCUCCACCCCAGCCCUGGCAACAGCCACACCAUCAUCGCCCGCACGUCCGUGCAGCAAACCCUGAGCUUCUUCAAGCAGGAAGCGCUGCUGAGCCUGUGGAUUUCCUACAGCGACGGCACCACGGCCCCCCUGUCCCUCUACGACCCCAAGGACUACAACCUGGUGGUGAGCAGCCUGGACGAGAAGGUGGUGUCGGUGACGCAGGACCGCGCCUUCCCCUUGGUGGUGGCGGAGAGCGAGGGCGCGGGGGAGCUGCUGCGGGCGGAGCUGGUCAUCUGCGAGAGCUGCCAGAAGACCAAGCGCAAGAGCGUCCUCUUCACGGCCUUGGCCACCGUGCGCGUGCACUUCGGGUCCGAGGAGGACCCCACCUACGACUACGACCACGUGUCCAGCAGGCCGGGGCUGGGGGAGGCCGGGGCCAGCACCACCCUGCGGGCAGAGGUGGACAGGAAAGCGGACCCGAGCCAGGACAGCCGCAUGUCCGGCGCGUCCCACCCCACCCAGGACUUCCCCACCAUCCCCACCGGCUUCGUGCAGGUGACGCGGGGGCUGACGGACCUGGAGAUCGGGAUGUACGCCCUGCUGGGCGUCUUCUGCCUGGCCAUCUUGGUCUUCCUCAUCAACUGCAUCGUCUUUGUGCUCAAGUACCGGCACAAGCGCAUCCCGCCGGAAGGCCAGACCAACAUGGACCAUUCCCACCACUGGGUCUUCCUGGGCAACGGGCAGCCCUUGCGGGCUCACAGUGACCUCUCCCCGCAGCCCGAGAGCCCGGGGAACCCGCUGGAGAACGUGCAGACCUGCUGCCACGGGGACCACCACAGCAGCGGGAGCUCGCAGACCAGCGUGCAGAGCCAGGUGCACGGGCGCGGGGACGGCUCCUCGGGGGGCUCCACGCGGGACCAGAGCGAGGACCCGCUCAACUCACCCACCUCCAAACGGAAGCGGGUGAAGUUCACCACCUUCGCCACCAUGCCCUCGGACGAGCUGGCCUACAACUCCAUCCCCAUCGCCGAUGAGGAGGACUUGGAGUGGGUGUGCCAGGACAUGGGGCUGCAGGACCCCGAGGAGCUCCACAACUACAUCCGCAGGAUCAAGGAGAUCGCUUAACGCAGGGGC